AUGGCAGGUCCUUUCAGUUUGACGUUCAUGUCGGGGGGCAACAAGGCUUGGCUGUUGACAGUGAUAACAUGUUUGAUUAUCGCCUCGGGGGGGAUCGUCUUGGUGGUAUCGCCCAACAACAAUCAAGACACGGGGGAACCAGUUAAAGAUGAAUCUGAAUUCGAUGUAACGAUCGCUCCAAAUAUUACCGGGAACCGUACGCAAAGACCAACCACCGCACCCACAAGCAAACCACCUAUUCCACUGUUCCUACCAACCACCACACCAGCACCCACCCCCAGGCCAACCCUUUUCGUUCCAGUGCCAGAUGUCACUGUAGCCCCCAGUCGCAUGCCCGUAUACACCCAACCAACAUCCACCUCCGCCCAAGCACCCAUCCCCGGAACUCCAGUCAUUGGAGCAGUACGACAAUACCCCUUUGCAUUGGUCUUUGAAUGCGAUUGGCAAGGGAACCGUCUUUCCUUCACUACCAAAACAAUCUCCUCUUCUGUCACUCGACUGUGCAUCGAAGCACCACCGCUGCCUCCGGACGAAGCACCGGUCGAGAUUGCCUAUCUCAACACUUUUAUAUUCAGCCGAGAAGCCUAUGAAGAUACCGAAGAGGUGUUGGAACCCUUGUUACAGCACUCCGUGAUUGGGGGCAAGCCAGAUCCCUUUGGUUUGACGUUGAUCAAUUGCCCGCCGGGAGUUCGUAUUUGUCGAUUUGCCACGGACCUUCGAGACGAGUUCUUUACCCAUGAUGCCUUUUUGGUUGGUCAGGGAGAACUUGCCCUGCAAUUCGUGCAGGAACCAAAGUCCAUUGCGGGGAUUGCACCCAUUACCAUUUACUUUUUGUUGUCCAAAACGGACAUUGUGGAGCCGAUCAUACUGGGACGGCGGGCAGAUCCGGUUGUCGCCAACAACAACCCCAAGAUUCUCGAGCUACAAUCGACCAGCUCGACGACAACAACAACAUCAUCUCGCCCUGUUGGCAGAGGCCAUCGAAAGCAAAACGCCUUUCGCAACAAAGGUGAACGGCAGGAUCCAUCCAUUACUGGUGGUGCUGCUGCUGCUAGUACCAAGAACGGCGACAACAGCAACAACAUUCUCCAGUUGCAGACCACCACAACAAUGCCGGAGCUGUCUCUCCACAUUGGAAGAGGGCAUCGAAAGCAAAAUGCCUUUCUCAACAAAGACAAUAGUGGACGGCCGAACCCACCCAUGAGUGUUGGUGCUGCUCGUAGCAACAAGAACAGCAACAACAACAUCCUCGAGUUGCAGACCACGACGACAACAUCAGCGCUGUCUCGCCAUGUCGGAAAAGGGCAUCCAAAGCAGAAUGCCUUUCGCAUGAAACAAAAAAGACAUCCUCCGUGA
Seminavis robusta is the source of this 1356-nucleotide messenger RNA. The record is from the annotation of a GenBank genome assembly. NCBI's taxonomy places the organism in Eukaryota, Bacillariophyta, Bacillariophyceae, Naviculales, Naviculaceae.